AUUAGUCAGUCAGUGUGCAGGGCGCAGGGAGGAAGUGACACCGCUCUGCUCUGUCUGCUGCUCCCUGGAUGUGAGGGCUUUUCUCGGACUGUGGAUCUAGCAGGAGCCCGAGAUGGGACACUGGGGUGUGUGGAGCCCGGGACGGCGGGCGCUGGCGCUCCUUCUCCUCAUACAGGUUGCUCACUGUUCCAGAGUUUUGGAUGAGGUUUAUUUCCCAGAGAAUGAUGUUGAGACACGUUCCAGACCACAGCGAUGGGGUUAUGGAGACGUGGGAGAUGAUGAAGACUUUAUGGCAGAUGAAGCUUCUGGAGAUGACCCCGGCAGUAGUGAGAUUGGCAGCGGGCUCCCAACGGAAGAAGGAUUCACAACCGUACCCACCUCAACAAUCGCCUCGUUCGUCACAGGGCCUGCGGUAACCCCGUUAGCUCCACAGCUGGCAGGUAUGAGUGUCUCUGAACUGGACCAAGAACCCUUCCUAAUUUAUUACAGAGCUCUGGUGAACUUUACCACAUCUAUAGAGUACACUCUGGACCUGGACAAUGUCUCGUCGGAUCAGUUCCGGGACUUGUCGGAAGCCAUUGUGGACACGCUCGAGUCUGAAUAUUACAAAAUCCCUGGAGAGCAAAUGGUUAACGUUGUAUAUGUCAAGGUCAUUGAUAACUUUGUGUUUGUGGAAUUGGAUGUAGGAUCGGAAGGUAACACUAACGACGCUCAGAUCCGCCAGAUCUUGUACUCCGUUAUAGCCAGUGGCUCUAUUGCCAAUUAUGUCACCUCCGUCGAGGGCUUCCAGUUCCGGCGUCUCGGUGCUGCACAAACCCCUCCAUCUCCCAUUGGGAUGGAGACAACAGUUCCACCUUUAAUACGUUCCUGUUCCGCUGACGAGUUCACCUGCAAUAAUGGCGAAUGCGUCCCCUUGGAAUUUCGGUGUGAUCGGCGUCACGACUGUCGGGACAUGUCCGAUGAAGAGAGAUGUUCUGAGCCCGAGACAUGUGGAGAUACGGAGUUUGCCUGCAGCAGUGGAGAGUGUAUUCCCAGAGCAUAUUAUUGUGAUGGCCGCCCGGAUUGCCUGGAUUCAUCCGAUGAGGGGUUGUGCGAUUUACCACAACAAAUCGUCACCAGUCCUCCUUUCACCACAAGACCUGUGAUUACUAGAAGACCUAUUACCACCCCUCCUCCCCCCAUUUAUACAAGACCCCCUCUUGUUGUGACCACACCACUGACGCGCCUUACUCCCAAGCCACCAUUAGAUGCCGUCCGCCCUUGUAAGAGAGAAGAGGCUCGAUGCCCGAAUGGACAGUGUAUCCCCAGGGACUAUCUUUGUGAUGGAGAACGGGACUGUAGGGACGGCAGCGAUGAGCUCAACUGCGGAACUCCCUCUCCCUGUGAACCCAAUGAAUUCAAGUGCAAGAAUGGUCGCUGCGCCUUAAAACUUUGGCGGUGUGAUGGCGACAACGACUGUGGAGAUGGUUCUGAUGAAAUAAACUGCCCCACCAAAGGGCCAAGUGACAUGUGCGCCCCAGAUCAGUUUGUCUGUAUACAGUCCCGGACCUGUAUCCCGGCCAGUUACCAGUGUGACGAGGAAGCCGACUGCCCCGACCGCUCAGAUGAGAUUGGCUGCAGUCCUCCUCAAGUGAUUACACCUCCUGAGGAGAGCAUCAUGGCUUCCCGGGGAGAGACAGUACGCUUUACUUGUGUGGCAAUUGGAAUCCCGACGCCCAUUAUAACUUGGAGAUUGAACUGGGGCCACAUCCCCACUAGCAGCAGAGUGUCGAUGACCAGCGAGAACGGACAUGGCACACUCAUCAUUCGAGAUGUAAAGGAAGCGGAUCAAGGCGCUUACUCGUGUGAAGCCAUUAAUGCUAAGGGAAUGGUGUUUGGAAUUCCUGAUGGUGUCCUCUCCUUAAAGUCUGAAGGUCCAUGCUCUGAAGGAUUCUUUCACGUGCAAGACAACUCCCGAUGCAUUCCCUGCUUUUGCUUUGGUGUUGCCAAGGUUUGCCAUCAAACCGGUCGUUACAGAAACCAGAUCAGACUCCGAUUUGAUGUUAUAGAUGACUUUAAAGGAGUGAACGUAUCCUCUCACCAGGGAUUUCCUCCAUUAUCCUCAAAUCAACUCCAGAUUGACACUAGUGUAGAAGAGUUCCAACUGGUCGACCUGUCUCGGAGGUUUCUGAGUCAGGAAUCCUUCUGGACGCUGCCAUCACAGUUUUUGGGGAAUAAGGUGGACUCGUAUGGAGGCUCCCUCCGUUAUAAAGUUCGUUAUGGCCUGACACGUGGCCUGUCAGAGCCUGUGAGGAAGCCUGAUGUAGUUAUAAUCGGAAAUGGGCAGAAACUUAUCUAUCGAGUCCAGUCAUCUACCCAGCCAACCACUGUGAACCAGCGGGAAGUCCAAUUCACAGAGGAACACUGGCAGCAUGAGUCUGGAGCAGCAGUCACCCGUGAGGACCUCUUGAUGACUCUUCAGAAUCUGGAAGCCAUAAUGAUUCAGACAGUUUAUGACAACAAAAUGGCCAGCGUGGGGCUGGCAGACAUUGUCAUGGACACAACCUCUGUGGAGUACACACAGCUGGGGGUGGCCAUGGGCGUUGAGGAGUGCAGAUGCCCCACUGGCUAUUCCGGCCUCUCCUGUGAGACUUGCUCCCCACAGUUCGAACGCAUCCCCGGUGGACCUUUCCUGGGUACUUGCUCUGGAUGUAAUUGUAACGGCCAUGCCAGCUCCUGUGACUCUGAGAGCGGCUACUGCAUAAAUUGCCAACACAACACUGAGGGUCCACAGUGCAAUAAAUGUAAGUCAGGCUUUUUCGGAGACCCCACCAGAGGUACUGCAGAUGCCUGUCGACCAUGUCCCUGCCCACUUAUGGACCCCCGCCGCAGGUAUUCAGACACCUGCUUUUUGGACACUGAUGGACAGCCCACCUGUGAUAACUGUCUGGUGGGUUAUUCCGGACGGCGGUGCGAAAGAUGUGCGGUGGGAUAUGAAGGAGAUCCUAUGAAGCCUGGAGGACAGUGUGAGAAGACUUUUGCUGGUACCACGGGGAUCUGUGAUGAGAGGGGUAGCGCCGUGUCAUCUCCUAAUGCUUGUGUGUGCAAGCCGCAUGUCUCAGGAAGGCUGUGCAAUGAAUGUAAAAGUGGAACUUUCUACCUCAAUGAGAAAAACCCAAAUGGCUGCUUGAAAUGUUUUUGCAUGGGAGUCACCCGGGAGUGUUCAAGCUCUUACUGGAACCGAGAUCAGGUCCGUUCCACCUAUGACAGUCACGAGAGAGUGCCGUUUUCCAUCUCCAAUGCAGCCAGUACCCGAACGUUCAGUGAGGGCAUAAGCAUCACGGGUCCUUCAGAGCUGACAUUUAGCGCUUUUAACAACGUCCCCCAAGAUGUCUAUUUCUGGGUGCUGCCAGAGCGAUUCAAGGGAGACAAGGUGACAUCUUACGGCGGAGAACUGCGUUACACCAUCACAUAUGAAGCCUCUUUGGGGGCCCAGACUCUGGACGCACAGCCGUACGUCGUUUUGCAGGGCAACGGAAUCUUUCUGGAGCAUUAUGCAAACAUUCAGACAGCUCCCGGCUUCCCGAUUACAAUCACCGUUCCUUUCCGUGAGAGUUUAUGGCGGCGGACCGAUGGUCAGGAUGCCACCCGUGAACACCUGCUGAUGGCCCUUGCGGAUAUUGAUGUUCUGAUGGUCCGGGCAUCCUAUGCUGAGAGGAUGAUUGAAAGCAGAAUUUCUAACAUCCACAUGGACAUUGCGGUGCCUCACUCCACAGGACUGCAGCAAGCGGUAGAGGUGGAGCAGUGUGCUUGCCCAGUCGGCUACACGGGACCAUCCUGCCAGGACUGUGACAUUGGUUAUACCCGCUCCACCAGUGGUCUUUACCUGGGUACCUGUGAGCGCUGUCAUUGUGGUGGCCACUCCACAGAGUGUGAUGGAGAGACGGGAGAAUGCCUGAACUGCCAACACAAUACGGAGGGAGCCAAAUGUGAGCGUUGUAAGCCUGGCUUCUAUGGAGACCCGAGACGUGGAAGUCCAGGAGACUGCCAGCCUUGCCCAUGCCAAGGCACAUCCAGCCAAUAUUUUGGCACAUGCUUCCUGGACACGGACGGUCAGGCCACGUGUGACUCCUGUCCUGUUGGAUACAUUGGGCGUCAGUGUGAGAGAUGUGCACCUGGUUACAGAGGAGACCCAGUCCGAGGACAGCCCUGCACAUCGACUUCUGGUCCUGGCCCUAGUACAGGCUGUCAUUGUGAUCUGAGGGGCAGCACUAGUAACACCUGUGACUCCCGGCGCCAGUGUCCAUGUAAACCCCAUGUGGAGGGUCUUACAUGCAGUACCUGCCGCCCAAAUCACUUCUACCUCAGUGCAGACAAUCCAGACGGCUGCUUGCCGUGCUUCUGUAUGGGAGUCACCCAGCAAUGUUCCAGCUCCAGCUACCAUCGUGAACUGAUCACUAGCCCAUUCCUGCCCGGAAACUUCCAGAACUUUGCCCUAGUCAACCGUCAACGCAGUGUCCGUAUCACCACUGGAUUCAUUGUGGAGAUGUCCACUCAUGGGCCGCAGCUCUCCUAUCGACAGUUUGACCAGCUGGGGCAGGAGUCCUUUUACUGGCAGCUUCCAGAGAGCUACCAGGGGGAUAAGCAGGAGAUGCUCUUUGCUCGCAUGCGACGGGCCCACAAGCAGAAUGAAUCAUCGCUGACAGAAGAGGAAAUGCGCCGAAAAAUUGCUUCCGGAGACCUGGAAGAAAACCAUGACCCUCAACAUCGAUUCCGACGACAAGCCCAGAUGGAUAAAGAGCAGGAAGAAACGGACCGUGAGGUCUGGGCGCUUAUCUCCAGCUUUUCCUCUGGUCCAUCACGAGACAAAACAAAUGUCUCGGAGGGCGGCUCAGUUCUCCCGCCAUCUUCUGUAGUGGCACCUGCAGGUCCACCAUCGCCUCCUCUGCGCCGUCAUCAUACCCAAGAUAACGCACAGUCUCGGGCAAGAGCUCACACGUUUCCUCUAUCUGCUGCCCCGGGCCACUUGCCCCAAAGAGCUACACAUGAGGCCGGAGCAUCUGCGCGGUCAGCUCGUCAGGACUCUACUAAUGUCCUAAUCUCUCAGACGCCGGGAUUAAGAGGAGCUGAAAAGUACUCUCUGGUCUACAAGGGCUUCUCUCUGUUCCCCGAAGGGGUUUUCUACUGGUCCUUACCUAAGGUUUUCCUUGGGGAUAAGGUGAUGUCUUAUGGUGGAACGCUCCGCUACACGCUGGCCUACACAUCUGGAAUCCGGGGAUCUCCGCUGCCCGAUGCUGAUGUUCAGAUCACGGGCAAUGACAUCACCUUGGUGGCCUACCAGACUGAACUGCGCCCACGUGAGACCAAAACCUUUGAGAUUGCAUUUAGAGAGAGUCAAUGGAAGCGCCCAGAUGGGCAGCAGGCCACGCGGGAGCACCUGAUGAUGGCGCUGGCAGAUCUAAACGAGAUUCUCAUACGAGCAUCUUACUCCACUGACAUGAUAUCUGCUAGCAUUACUGGUGUGAGCAUGGAGACCGCUGGGCCCUCAUACACCAGCCUUCCUCAGGCCCUGGAGGUAGAGGAGUGCCGCUGCCCCCCUGGCUACAGAGGAUUGUCCUGCCAGGACUGUGCCCCCGGCUACACCCGCACCGGAGGAGGCCUAUACCUUGGACACUGCGAGCCCUGUGAUUGUAACGGGCACUCUGAGACUUGUCACCCAGAGACUGGUGUCUGUUCGAACUGUUUGCACAACACCGCCGACGAGUUCUGCGACAAAUGUGCACCUGGCUUCUAUGGUGAUGCCACAGCGGGUACCCCAGAGGACUGCCAGCCUUGUGCAUGCCCAUUAAGUGACCCAGAGAACCAGUUUUCGAAGACCUGUGAGACAGAUGGUGCUGGUGGCUACAGAUGCACAGCCUGCCCCAUAGGGUACACAGGGCAGUACUGCGAGAGGUGUGCUCCAGGAUAUACUGGUAACCCCAGCGUCCGUGGCCAGAAAUGUGUCCCAGAGGACAGACAAUCACACUUCUUUGUCAGGAUUUACCCUGAGAAGAAAACAGUUACUCCAGGUAGUGAAAUAAGUCUCAGGUGCCAAGGAAGUGGUGACCCUCCUUACUACUACUUCUGGUCACGAGAAGAUGGGCGACCGCUUCCUGGAAACACCCAGCUAAGGGAAAGAGGUGAGAUCCUGCACUUCCCUAGCCUGCAGCCAUCAGAUUCUGGAGUCUACAUCUGCACUUGCCGCAAUUACCAGCACAUGAACACCAGUAGAGCAGAGAUCAUCAUCCAUGCCUCUCCCAUUAGGCCCAUUACAGUGACUGUGGAAGAGCAGAGGGUACAGAGGGUCCGGCAAGGCGUAGACGUCACCUUCAUAUGCACAGCAAAGAGCACGUCCCCAGCUUACACCUUGGUGUGGACCCGUCAGAACAGCGGGAAUCUGCCCGAGAGAGCGAUGGACUUCAAUGGCAUCCUGACCAUCCGUAACGUGCAGCCCGAAGACGCUGGCAUUUACAUCUGCACUGGAUCCAAUAUGUUUGACAUGGAUGAGGGCAAUGCAACGCUUUAUGUUCAAGAGGCCUCCCACACCCAGAUGUUCUAUGGACCCUUUGAAACCAUUGAAGGACACAGACCAUCUGGAGCAGGGACGCCCCCUGUGGCUGUGAUUGAGCCCAGGCAGCUGAGUGUCCAGCAGGGUCAGCCGGCAGAAUUCCGCUGCACAGCGACUGGAAACCCAACGCCGAUCGUGGAGUGGACGGGUGGCCAGAAUGGAGGCAUCUCAUCCAGAGCCAGUGUCCAUGGAGGUGUCCUGCGCUUCUCAUCCACCCAGAUCUCAGACGCUGGGCAAUACACUUGCCGCGUGCACAACAGUUUUGGCCAACACAUCGCCAGGGCUGAUCUACGGGUUUACACAGGUGGAAAUUUGCCAGACGUCCAGGUGAGCCCAGAGCGGACAGAGGUCAGAGAAGGGGACACCGCCCGGCUGUACUGUAGAGCACUAGGCAGCCCCACUCCAACAAUCUCCUGGAGGAAGCAAGAUGGUAUCCUACCCCCUCAGGCUCAUACAGAGAGGACAGACAUCGCCACCCUCCUGAUUCCAUCAAUAACUGUAGCAGACGCCGGAACGUAUUUGUGCGUUGGCACCAACUCUGCAGGCUCCUCUCAGCGUCAGAUAGAAGUGAUUGUGGUAAAAGCUUCUUCUGCUGCUCCACUUGUGAGGAUUGAGCCGUCAUCUGAUAACGUGCUGGAGGGACAAACCGUGGAACUGAACUGUGUAGUCGCUUCCUAUCCGCAGGCUACAGUCACAUGGCAUAGGCCUGGCCACCCCCUGUCACCCAAUCACCAGGUCUAUGGCUCCCGUCUGCGCAUACUACAAGCCUCAUCAGCCGACUCUGGGGAAUAUAUCUGCCGGGUCACUAACGGAGGUGGAACACAACAAGCCUCAAUCAUUAUCACAAUCAACCGUGUUCCCAUCCCUUCGGAAAACAUUCCCGUGCUUAGGAUUGAGUCUUCCUCAGGCUCAUUGGUUGAGGGGCAGACUUUGGAGCUGGACUGCCAAGUGACUGGUUAUCCUGGGGUAGAGGUCACUUGGUACAGGCCGGGAAUUCCUCUCUCGCCAAACCAUCAGGUGUCUGGAUCACGUCUGAGGAUCCUCCAAGCCUCCGCUGCUGACUCUGGAGAGUACAUCUGUCGUAUCACCCAUGGUGGAAUCACACAGCAGGCAUCAACCUUCAUCACUGUAACUCGCAUUUCUAGUGACCCAUCAGGCUCGUUCCCGGCUCUGAGGAUUGAACCCUCCUCAAACACUGUGGCUGAGGGUCAAACUCUCGAAUUGAACUGUGUGGUCUCUGAGUCACAAAAUGCUGUGGUCACCUGGACCAGAAAGGGUCAGCCCCUCUCCCCCAAUCACCAGGUGCUGGGCUCUCGUCUGCGCAUCCUCCAGGCAUCUGUGGCGGACUCCGGCGAGUACAUCUGCCGCGUCACCUCCGGAACAGUCACUCGUCAGGCAACCAUCACGGUCACUAUUAGUCGUGUCAUUGGCCCAGUUCACACCGGCAUCACACCGACCAUCCUCGUCGAGUCUCCAUCCAGUGCUGUGUCAGAGGGACAGACUGUUGUCCUGAACUGUGUCGUGGAAGGACAGACACAUCAGGAGGUGUCAUGGUACAGACAGGGGCAGCCACUGUCCGAAAAUCACCAGGUUUCAGGCUCUCGGCUGCGCAUCCUUAAAGCCUCCCCUCAGGACUCUGGUGAAUACAUCUGUCAAGUGAGCGGCAGCUCUGGGAUUCAGAUGGCCUCUAUCAGCGUCUCUAUCGAAGGCUCCAGGCACAAUACCGGGGUCUCAGGUGCCAUUAGGAUUGAACCCUCAUCAAAGACUGUAGAAGAAGGACAGAUUCUGGAACUGAGCUGCUUGAUAGAAGGACUCUCUGACCAGUCAGUGACCUGGCAUCGGUCUCAUGGACGUCCGCUAAGUUCUAAUCACCAGGUUGCAGGACCACGAAUGCGAAUUUUUAAAGCCACUGCGGCUGAUUCUGGCGAGUACAUCUGCCGUGUGAAUACGGGCUCGGGUAUCCAGGAAGCCAUCAUUACUGUUAUCGUACAGCGCUCAUCACAAGUGCCUGCAGGCUUCCCCACACCGAUCCUCAUUGAGAAGACUCCGGGUCCAGUAGUCGAGGGUCAGAAUGUGGAUCUGAACUGUGUGGUCGUUGGAAAUCCAGAUGCCGCAGUUACCUGGUUGCGUCCGGGGGCAAAUUUCUAUGCACAUCACCAGAUUUCAGGCUCUCGUCUCCGCAUUUCCCAGGCAACUAGUGCCGACUCUGGGGAGUACGUCUGCCAUUACAGUACUCCAUCUGGAAUAUUAAAAGCCUCCAUAUUCAUCAACAUCAGCUCCGGAGUCCAGAAAACCUACCGUUCGGAAAGCCCAGUCAUCUCCAUCAGUCCAUCAAGUGCCACCAUUCGCCAGGGGGAAAAUGCCACUUUUAAAUGCUAUGUUCACAGAGGAGCUCAGCCAAUACGUGUAAUGUGGAAAAUUGGGCAAAAUCAGCCCCUACAAGAUAACGUCCACGUCAGCUCCAAUGGCUCCAUUAUUACCAUAGUGGGGGCUCAUCACAAGAACCAAGGUUCAUACCGCUGCAUGGCUUCCAAUGCCUUUGGGGCAGUGGACAGCGCUGUAAACCUGGUGGUGGAAGGACGUCCCACAGUGUCUGUGAUUCCUCAAGGACCAGUUAAGGUCAGUGUGGGAGAAACCAUUUACCUGGAGUGUUCGGGAAUGGGAGACCCUCGGCCUGUAGUCAGCUGGCGACGCACUGGAUCAAGACAGGCUAUCUGGCAGCAUAACCAUGCUCCCCUGGACAGUCACGCAGUGCUACAGAUUCCAUCAGCCAAGCCAGAUGAUUCUGGGUCAUACACCUGUGUUGGCCACAACCCGGCAGGUUCUACCCAAGUCCAUGUGGACGUGCUUGUUGAAGACAGAGUCUUGAGGCCGAGUACUCCCACAGUCAUAGCAGAGAAGUCCGUGCAAGUGGUUCUGGCUGGAGAGACGGCCACGUUGAGAUGUUCUGCUACAGGAAACCCAACUCCAACCAUCAAGUGGUCCAAGCUUCGAGCUCCAUUACCAUGGCAGCACCAGAUAGUGAACAGUAGUCUGGUCAUCCCGAGAGUAGCCCAGCAGGACUCAGGACAGUACAUCUGCAACGCUUCCAACGUCGAUGGUCACUCUGAGGUGUACAUUACCCUGGAUGUGGAAAAUCCGCCAUACGCCACCACCCUCCCUGACGAACUGUCUGUUAGUGUGGGAGAGCCCAUUCAGUUGCAGUGCUUGGCCCACGGUACUCCGCCGCUCAAAUUCCAGUGGACUAAAGUUAAUGGCUCCCUCCCAAGCUCAGCUGCUGUGCGUGACGGCGUCUUAGAAAUCAAUCAGGCAUCCGUUACAGUCGCCGGUACCUACCGUUGUGUGGUCAGUAACAAAGUUGGAGAAAGUGUGGCCUUAACCCAGAUCAGUGUUUUAGCUCCGUUUUCUGUUCGGGUCUCACCUCAAAUAGACACAAAGGCAGUAGGUGACACAGCCGAGUUCAUCUGCACUGUUCUCGGAGAUCCGAGGGCAAGAAUCCAGUGGAUUAAAGAGGGAGGAGAGCUUCCAUCCAAUCACAAAGUGGACGGGACAGUGCUCAGGAUUUCCAACCUGGAGCGUGGUAAUGAAGGUGUCUAUACGUGCAGAGCAGUCAGCAGAUUUGGUCAAGUCCAAGACAGUGUAAAGUUAGUUGUGCAAGUGUUGCCGAAAGUCAGGAUCAACAUCCGCACCUCGGUGCAGACCGUCCUGGCAGGGAACUCUGUGGAGUUUGAAUGUCUGGCCAUUGGAGAUCCUCGUGCCAAAGUCACUUGGAGCAAGGUGGGAAGUCGGUUACCGAAUGAUGUAAUUAUAAAUGGUGGCACACUGAGGCUUGAGCAGGUGAAGCAGUCAGAUGCCGGGCAGUACCGCUGUACAGUCACCAAUGAUGUGGGAGAGGUGCAGUCUCAUGUCAUUCUCCAUGUGCAGUCCGUGCCGCAGAUCGCUGCCCAACCAGACAUGAAGGAGAUCACCACUGGAUCGACAGCUGUAUUCCCAUGUCUGGCAUCUGGAUUUCCAGUGCCUGAUAUCACAUGGACAAAGCUCGAAGGAGACCUCCCCAGUGAUGCCCGAAUUGAGAACAACGUUCUGACAAUACAAUCUGUGAAGCCUGAAGAUGCUGGGACCUAUGUGUGCACUGCAGCCAAUCGCCAGGGCAGAGUCACUGCUUUCUCCAUGCUAAAGGUUCGAGAGAGAGUGGUGCCUUACUUCACCGGGCACUCCCACCUCGCCCUGCCAAGCAUGAAAGAUGCCCACAAGAAAUUUGAAAUAAAGAUUACCUUCCGACCAGACGAUGCUGAUGCUCUUAUUCUGUACUCUGGAAUGCUGAUCUACAGCGGCCAGAAGAAAACCAAAGGAGCUGAUUUCAUGUCCUUUGGCCUUGUAGGAGGACGACCAGAAUUCAGAUUCGACGCAGGUUCAGGGAUGGCCACAAUCCGUUAUCCAAUGCCCAUUAGUCUGUCUGAGUUCCAUACUGUGACACUGCAUAGGAAUCUGAACCAAGGGUCACUGGUCGUGGAUAACCAGACACCUGUAAAUGGCACCUCACAGGGUAAAUUCCAAGGUCUGGACCUCAAUGAAGAGCUGUAUCUCGGAGGUUAUCCAAACUUUGAUGCUGUGUCCAAGACUGAUCUGAGCAGAGGGUUUGUAGGCUGUGUCCGUCAACUGAUCAUCCAGGACGAGGAGGUCAUUUUCAAGGAUUUGGAUCUAAGAGCAAAUGGCAUCUCGAACUGCCCAACUUGUAGAGACCGACCUUGCAGGAACAGAGGAGUAUGUCGGGAUUCAGAAAGCAGCAGUUACGUCUGUGAUUGUCCUUCCGGUUUUGCUGGCAGUAACUGUGAACAUUCCCAAGCCCUUCACUGUCACCCAGGUGCCUGUGGAGAUGAAGCAACCUGCAUCAGUCGUGAGGAUGGGACAGGAUACACAUGUCGAUGCCACCUGGGCAAAUCUGGAGAAAAAUGCAUGGAUGGUGUCAUGGUGAACACUCCCUCGUUUAAUGGAGAAACCUCUUACAUCUCCUACCCAUCUCUUACUAACAUCCACAAUGAUCUGCGGGUGGACCUUGAAUUCAAACCCCUGUCUCCAGACGGACUAAUAUUCUUCAGUGGGGGAAAGGAAGCUCCAGUGGAAGACUUUGUAUCACUCACCAUGGCUGGAGGACAUCUUGAAUUCCGCUAUGAACUGGGAUCAGGGCUGGCAAUAUUACGAAGCACUGAUCCUGUCACCCUGGGACACUGGCACAAAGCAUCUGCAGAGCGAGUCCAUAAGGACGGGACACUGCAGGUUGACAGGGCUCCGCCUGUUAAGAGGUCCUCCCCCGGUAAAAGCCUCGGCCUAAACUUGAAGACCCUGAUGUUCCUUGGGGGUGUGGACAGUUCAAUGAAGCUCCCCUCUGCCGUCAACGUCACACAGCCAUAUCAAGGCUGCAUCGGAGAAGUUUCCAUCAAUAACAAGAAAGUGGAUAUUUCCUACAGUUUUGUAGAAAGCCACAGUAUCAGUCAGUGCUAUGAUCGAUCUCCCUGUGACCGCAUGCCCUGUAUGCACGGAGGCCGCUGCAUGCCAGCUGGAGAGUACGAGUACCAGUGUCUCUGCCGAGAUGGGUUUAAAGGUGACCGCUGUGAAAUACACGAGGAUCACUGUCUAAUCCACAAUCCCUGCCUCAAUGGCGGUACCUGCAAGGAGAACAGAUGUCACUGCCCAGAAGGCUUCUCAGGAUUGUAUUGUGAGCAAGGAGCAGCAUCAACAAAUCUGGACGACGUCGUGCACGAAGGGAGUGGGGGGAAUGAUGCUCCGGGAGUUUUUGGAUCCUCCUUCUCUGGUGACUCUUACAUUGUUCUUCCGAGACAGAUGUUUCCUAGGAGCCGACCAGACUCUCCAGAAACCAUUGAGCUGGAGCUGAGGACCACGUCUACCGAUGGUGUGAUUCUGUGGCAGGGAAUGGAGGAGAAGGAACAAGGCAGAGAGAGGGAUUUUAUCAGCCUGGGGUUACGGGACGGACACCUCCUCUUCAGUUACCAGCUGGGCAGCGGUGAGGCCAACAUCAUGACCGAGGAUCCCAUUAAUGACGGGGAAUGGCACAAGAUCACUGCUGUCCGGGAGGGGAAGUCCGGCUCAGUUUAUAUUGAUGGAGAAGAAGUAAUCUCUGGAAGUUCCCCUGGCAAAAAUAUAAUGGUGGACACAAAGGGCAAGGUCUAUCUGGGUGGAGUCCCCAAUGUGAAGCUGAUGACGGGAGGAAAAUUCUCCAUUGGUAUUAAUGGAUGCAUUAAAAACUUGGUACUUCUAAAUGCCCGACCAUCUCACCAGCUUCACCAGCCCAUUGACCUGAAGCACCACUCGGAGAUGACGCACAACACCAAAGAGUGCCCUUCCUAGGUGGGGGCAAGCUUCCCAACAGCCAAAACUGGGGCAAGCAAGAGACUAUUGAAAAAAACUAAGAAAAGACAGUGUCAAAAUGGAGUCUAAAUAUUCAAGGUGCUUCUGCUGCUACCAAAAACCAAGAGGUGGUGCUAACGAAAGUAUUUGGAUUGCGCAUUUCUGUAUUACCUACACGGAAUCUCUUCUUUUUAAUUAUUUUUUUAAUGUCUUCAGAUUUCCAUGUGUUUUACUGCUGGAUGAAGGAAAUUUGUAUGUAUUGAACCAGAUGUAUGUUUUUUAAAAAGAUUCCUUAACCAAAAAAAAAAAAACAACUAACAAAACCCGAUGUGUGACGUCACCUCUCUGACACCACGUCCUGCACAAACCCUGAUGAUCAAAUCUCAUCUGACUGUGGGGGCUCAGUGUUAUCGGACAUGUUCUGCGUAUAUUUCCAAGUCACAGGAGCUGUAAAUCACAGAGCGAGCGCUGCCUGGAGGCUUCCCAGUCAGAGUCCACAGGCGGCUUUUGCGUCCCAGUCGGACUAAUGUCCCUUCAGUCGAUCAAUGUAUUUAUUUAAGUAAGGAGUGGCCAUUUCGAGGGGCUGGGGAUCAUCUCCUGUGUCCUUGUAGGGUCUCCUCUGUGCUUGUUGCAUAUUAUUUAUGUCAUUAGUCUUUUAGGUGCAGGAUGCUCAGGUCCACGUUUUCCUGUUAAAUCCUCAUCAUUCCUCUCUGCUGUCUGCUUUUUCCUGGAGUUUUCUCUCUUCCCUAGAUGUAGAAUAUAUGCCAUGUCAUCAGUUACGAGCAGCACUCAACGUUCCCAGGACCACUGCCCCCAUCAUUUGCAGUCACACCCACCGAUCUGUGACCUGUAUGCACCUCCCCGUCUAUAACACCUUGCUCCUGGAGCGUUUUUUUGAGUAGUUAUGCCCUGCAGGACGUGGCAGGCACCAGUCCUGUACGAGCUGUGGAAGCUUUGUGUUAUGUACAGUGUUAAACGGGGGCCCUGCUUACUGAAUGGAUGAGUUUUAGGAUUCUGGUGUACAAGACCAAAGGAAAUAAAAACUACUGGAGUUUGUGUAAAUUAUAAUAUGCACUGAGAGACGCUCUGCAGCCGCUGGGGGCAGAUUGUUAUAAUACUACAGAUCAGUAUUAAAGGGGUUGCCUCACUUCAGCAAAUGUCAGAAAGUUAAUACAAGGCACUUACUAAUGUAUUGUGAUUGUCCAUAUUGGCUCCUUUGCUGGCUUGUUUCAAUUUUCCAUCACAUUAUACACUGCUCGUUUCCAGGGGUUACGACCACCCUGCAAUCCAGGAGUGGUGGUCGUGCUUGCACACUAUAGGAAAAAGCGCCGGCCUCUCUGGUGGCCGGAACCGUUGGAGAACACGUAGGCACACAUGCGCACCUUGUAUGUGCGCUGUAGAGCUGGCCUCAACCUCUGGAAACGAGCAGCGUAUAAUGAGAUGGAAAAAUGAAUCAAUCCAGCAAAGAAGGAAAUAUGAACAAUCACAAUACAUUAGGAAGUGCCUUGUAUUAACUUUCUCUACAGGAUAAUUGGCAUUUGCUGAAGUCAGAGAACCCCUUUAAGUCACAGCGUAUUCAGGAAUAACUUGGAUGUGUACACUCCUCCCGUCAGGGCACUAGCAGUCCCUUAAUCUGGAAGCAUGAUUAGCACCAAGUAUGUAAACUGCACAGUGCUCAUACAUCACGCCCCAUAGGGAGCACACCUUCUUGUACUUCCCCUUUAAGGGGAUUAGCUUAUUUCACAGGGGGCAGACGUCUUCUUCUUAGCACCACUAUUAAACGAAAGAACAAAAGCUUCAGUCCCCAGCAACAGAACAAGCUGUACCACAGACGAGCAAGCCACUGAGGAGAAGUCCAGAAAAACUCGAAAUUAAUGUUCGAGUACAACAAGGAAUCCUCCAUCGGUGCCGCAACGCUGGUGCUAUCAGGGGGGUCUACACAUCUGUAAAUAUAAGAACUACAGCUCAGGGGGCAGAACCUGUCAUGUCCUCCUGUCACCAUCAGUGCCUUGGGUUUCCCAACUAACUAAUAAACCAGAUUUUGGAACAUG
Bufo gargarizans (Asiatic toad) is the source of this 15003-nucleotide messenger RNA. RefSeq names its product heparan sulfate proteoglycan 2 (gene HSPG2). Gene Ontology annotation, cellular component: cell-cell junction. Gene Ontology annotation, biological process: cell-cell adhesion. The transcript has 99 exons. The record is from RefSeq and is a predicted model, not a curated record. Gene Ontology annotation, molecular function: calcium ion binding; cell adhesion molecule binding. The coding region runs from base 113 to 12952 and encodes 4279 amino acids. Lineage: Eukaryota; Metazoa; Chordata; Amphibia; Anura; Bufonidae.